CAGGAACAACUUAACGUUCCUUCUUCUGUUCUAGUUUCAGUUUUUUAAUCUCCUGGAAGUAACUUUCAAAUUCCGAGCCAGGCCGGCAACUCGGCUAUCUCCCUUUUCCUCCUUCCCUCCUUCCCUCCAUUCUCUCAGAGGUCAACUGCCACCUCGCCCACAAUGCCCUGGAAGCAGAAGAUUCCAGUAGAGGACAAAGACCUCGCUCGCUUCCUCAACUCCACCAUCAGCAACUUCGUGCAAGAUCGACUCAUCGACCGCGAUCGCCGCCUUCAUCACAAAGAAGAGUGCGCAGAGCGCCUCGCUGCCGCUGCUUCUGCCGGAAAAGAGGUCGAAUACGCCGAUCAGGCAGUCCUCGCUAACCUAGAUUGGGGCAUCGAUGCUCUCGAGGAGGCCAUCGUGACAUCAAACUAUGAGGCUAAGCUCGCUCGCCUCAACCAUGCCGAGCGGAUGCUUCAGGUCUGCGCCAUGCUUGAUCCUGUCGGCUCAACUGCCGGAGUUCCCAAUUCCUACCUCUGCGCUUGGUCCCAUCUCCAUCUUGCCUGCCUCUCGCGCCUCCGAGCCAGUGGUGCCAUCUCGCGGGCUGCUACACUGCACGCACUCGAGAUGUUCGACGUCGAGCCUUUCUUCUCCCGCACCGAUUUCGCGCCUGAUCUUUGGGAGACCAUGUUCCUGCCGCACAUGGCGUCAAUCGUGGGAUGGUACACGGAGGCGCGGCAUCGUAUUGUGAUGGAAGAGAUCCCGGACGCGACGGAUUUGUCGGCCACGGCUUCGGAUUUUGGAGAGCAGCUGUUUAACGAAUCGGUGGUGGCGGCAGCGACGCCUGACCAGGCGGAGAACCUGCGUGAGUUGGAGAUGGAGUAUGGGGAGUCGCUUGAUCGGAGCACGAGGAUGUACGCCAAGUAUUACAAGGAUGUUCUUAGCCAGGAAUCGGUGGAGAUACAGACAUCACCGACAUCUUUCGGGAGGAAGAGUAUGCCAGCGCUGCCGCCGAUCGCGGAGCCGCCAAUGACGCCGCGGCACGAGGUUAGCCGUUCAAUCCCCGAUUUCGUUAAGUUCGGACCCAUCUUGCCGAAGAGCGCCGGGUUUACUUUCGGGAAGAGAGACGCCGGUGGCAGGGCCGGCUCCAGCUUUGAAAGGAUGGGUGCAAUGCCAGAUUCUUCACAGGAACAUAGUAACUUUAUUAGGCAGACCUUAAAGGUGGGCUUGCCCAAGGAGAAUGAUCAUAAUGAGAAGGGAAGAAUCACCAAGGUCAACUCACCAAAAACGAAUCAGUUUGUUUCAGCUAAAAAUUCUUCAUUGGAUUCUCCUAGGACUCAUAGAUCCUCACUUCCCAAAACACUUUCUUUUUCCAAAAAUGAAUUGAAGCAACCUGUUCAUGGUGCUCCCAAUAAAUCCAGUGGUUCUGCACAUAAGAAGCUCGCCCCUUUGGAUCACCUAAAGGCAACCUCUCCAACGAUUUCACCUGUACGAAGAAGGCCAGAACAAGCUUUAUCUCCAUCUUUCGGGAGUAUUUUAGAUGAAUCUGAUGAUGAUAUGGAAGUUCGAAGUUUCAGCAACAGCUCUAGUGAUGUGAGGUCUUCAAUCAGUCCGACAUCUAACGUGCAUUUGUCAUCUCCCAGUUUACAUUCCGAAGCUGAAGAAGUAAAUAAUAGAAACAGUUCUUCUGUAGAAAAGGCAAUGCAAAGAACAAAAUCGCCAAAGGAUUUUGUCUGUCCCAUCACUGGGCAUCUCUUCAAUGAUCCGGUAACUCUAGAAACAGGUCAGACAUAUGAAAGAAAAGCAAUCCAAGAAUGGUUGAAGAGGGGAAACACAACAUGCCCGAUCACUCGUCAAACUCUCUCUUCCACUGUCUUACCCAAAACUAAUUAUGUUUUAAAGAGGCUGAUUACAACUUGGAUGGAGCAAAAUCCUGAUAUUGCAUUAGAGUUCUCAUACAUGGAGACACCAACGGCUUCUCCCAGACCUUCCUUGUCUAAGGAGCAGCUCUUAGAAUCCAGUACCAUAGUUGAUCUAGAAUGUCCUCUCUCUUUAUCUAGACCCACCGCUACCAAAAAUGAGAAAAGAAGUAAACGUUUCAUGAGAGGCCCAGCUACUUCACCAAGAAGUGUAAUUUCCCAAGCUGCAACUGAAACAGUAAUGAAUGCCUUGAAGACAUAUGCAUCAUGCCUCUGUACUUCAGAGGACCUGCAAGAAUGUGAAGCAGCCGUCCUGAAAAUAGCCAGGAUAUGGAAGGAAUCGAAGGCUAGCACAGGAGUUCAAGCUUUUCUAUCUUCACCGACAAUAUUGAAUGGAUUUCUAGAAAUCCUAUCAGUUUCUACCAAUAGGGAAGCUCUUAGAGUUUCUGUUUAUAUUCUUUCCGAACUUGUUUUGGCAGAUGAAAGUGUAGCUGAAACAAUUAUUAAUGUAGACUCAGAUUUUGACUGCCUCUCUUCUCUGCUUCUUAAUGGACUGACUGAGGCUGCAGUUCUUAUAUGCCAACUACAACCCACAUUCUCUCAGAUUUCGGGCCACGAUAUUGUGCAAUCCUUAGUUCAAGUAAUAAUGAGCAAAGGAGAACAUGCAGAUGACUUCAGUUGCGCGAUGGAGCCAAAGGAUGCAGCAAUAUCAUUGUUAGAGCUACUAUUAUCCGGGGGAGAUGAGACUAAUCGCUCAAUCAAUGCUUCGAUUGUUAUUUCCACAAAUGGGCUUCCUGCUCUUAUCAAGUGCUUGGAUCAAAUGGAAGGAAGGGCCUCUGUUGUAUCAGUACUUGUAAGCUGUAUGCAUGCUGAUAAACGCUGUAGAAAUUUGAUUGCAGGGAGGGCUGAGUUGUCUCCUGUUCUUGAACUAUUUCAUGGCGGAAAUGACAACACAAGGAGCACAUGCAUUGAUUUUCUCUCGAAUAUUGUUUGUUUUAAAAGGAGGACAUUCUGCAAUCAGAUUUUACAGACGAUUAAAGAUGAGGGGGCAUUUAGUAGCAUGCACUCGUUUUUAGUCUAUCUUCAAAUGGCUCCAAUUGAGCAGCAACCAUUGGUUGCUAGUCUCCUUCUCCAGCUUGAUCUUCUGGUUGAACCUCGAAUGACGAGCAUUUACAGGGAUGAAGCUAUUGAUUAUAUAAUAGAAGCUCUUAAAAGAAAAGAUUUUCCUCUUUGCCAGAUCAUUGCUCUAGACACCUUAUUUUCUCUGACCGGACGGUUGAAUGCUUCAGGAGAUGCCAUAACUGAAACAUGGUUAUUGAAGAUAGCAGGGGUUUAUCAGCUACCUUGCAUCCCAGAGGAUGAAGAAGGAAACGGGAUUUAUAUUGAUGUUGUGGAGCCAAAUGAGGAAGAAGAAGCAAAAGCUAUGAGUAUUUGGGAGAAAAGAGUAGCUUUUGUACUAUGUAAUCAUGAGAAUGGUGCGAUUUUUAAAGCUCUGGAGGAAUGUCUAAUGAGCAAAUCCAUGGAGAUCACCAAAUCAUGUCUUGUUAUUGCUGCAUGGCUUAUACAUAUUCUUAACAUUCUACCUGAUACCGGUAUGAGAGUGAUUGCAAGUCAUUCUCUACUUGAUCAUUUGUUAGAUAUCCUGCAAUCAUCUAAAAGCAUGGAGGAGAAAGUCCUUUCAACCUUGGCUUUGAAAAACCUGUUUAGUGAUCCAGAUUUAGAUAGAGGACUUGUAGCAUAUGCAAAGCGAAUUUACAGGCCUUUGAAGAAACUUAGAAGGUAUUCGUCAUUGGUUGCUGAAACGCUGAAAGAAAUAAUGCAGUUGCCAUCUGUUGACACGUCGGUGUUUUGGUCUUGUGCUGAAUUAGUUGAGUUAGACUCUAGUUCUAACGGUGAGGUACUGUCCCUGGUUCAUUCGAAAGGUCGCCUCUUUAGCAGCCACUCUGAUGGAACUAUUAAGGUGUGGGAUGUUGGGAAGAGGGGAUGGCGGAUGAUCCAAGAAGUUCAAGGGCACAUGAAGGCGGUUACCGGCCUUCAUAUUCCUCAAUCGAGUGAUAAAUUAUAUAGUUGUUCGCUUGAUAAAACCAUCCGAGUCUGGACAACUGAACCAGAAAUUCAUAGCCUUCAGGUUUAUGACAUGAAAGAUCCUGUGCACUGCUUAACUGCUAAUGCCGGUACUUUGUGUUUCUCAACACAAGGAACAAGUGCAAAGAUCUUCAACGGGAUUGGCAUUCCAAAGCAAGUCAACGUCAACAAAAAUGUGAAAUGCGUCGCCAUGACUAACGAAACUUUAUAUUGUGGCUGCACUGGCUACAGCAUCCAGGAAGUAGAUCUGAAGAGGGGUACUUCAAAUACAUUUUAUUCAGGGACGAGGAAAUUGUUGGGCAAACAAACCAUUCAUGCUCUCUGCAUUCAGGACGUUAUUCUCUUUGCCGGCGGGACUUCUGUCGACGGAAUCGCCGGGAAGGCAUUCUCUUUGGCAACAAAAACCAUCAUAGGGUCAUUUAUGACAAAUUCAGACAUCUACAGUAUAUCUGUAAAUGAUGAUUUUGUUUUCACCGGCACUAAAAAUGGAUUCAUUGAAGUUUGGACUAAGGAAAGGCUGAUAAGAGUUAGCUAUCUCAGAGUUGGAACUGCAGGAAAUACUAAGGUUACAUCUAUAGCUUCAGAUUCUGAAGGAGAGAUGGCCUUUUCAGGCUCUUCGGAUGGAAAAAUUAAGGUCUGGAUGCUGGAAUGAGAACAGUUUGGAUUUAAUUGCAGGAACUAUUCGUGCUCAAAGAUGACCAACAAAGGUAAGAUUUCACUUCUGUUUCUUCCAGAUUUGGAUGAUAAUUUUUAGGUUUUGAUGGGCGUGCAGAGUUUUUUUCUGUAAAUUAAAAUUUGCAUGCAUUUCAUUUUACAUGUCAAUAAAUUGGAUAAUUCAUAGUGUAACUUAAUUUCUGUAUAUAUUUAUUUGAUUGACUUCUGUAGGCGAUUUUCAUGAAUAAAUAUUUUG
Phalaenopsis equestris is the source of this 4893-nucleotide messenger RNA. RefSeq names its product putative E3 ubiquitin-protein ligase LIN-1. Gene Ontology annotation, biological process: protein ubiquitination. The coding region runs from base 163 to 4635 and encodes 1490 amino acids. NCBI's taxonomy places the organism in Eukaryota, Viridiplantae, Streptophyta, Magnoliopsida, Asparagales, Orchidaceae. The transcript has 17 exons. Gene Ontology annotation, molecular function: ubiquitin-protein transferase activity; protein binding. The record is from RefSeq and is a predicted model, not a curated record.